Molecule: messenger RNA, 2029 nt
Organism: Abrus precatorius (Indian licorice)
Lineage: Eukaryota; Viridiplantae; Streptophyta; Magnoliopsida; Fabales; Fabaceae
Product: transcription factor E2FB-like
Exons: 14
Coding region: 222-1634 (470 amino acids)
Biological process (GO): regulation of transcription by RNA polymerase II
Cellular component (GO): RNA polymerase II transcription regulator complex
Molecular function (GO): RNA polymerase II cis-regulatory region sequence-specific DNA binding; protein dimerization activity; DNA-binding transcription factor activity, RNA polymerase II-specific
Source: RefSeq, a predicted model, not a curated record
UCCACAUCUAUAUCCGAACCAAAUUCCCUCCUUCUUCUUCUCUCUCUCUCUCUCUCUCUUUCCCUCGUUUUCUGCUCUCUUUCUCUCUCCCGCUUUUUUAUUUUCUGAGUUGCCAAACGCUCAGAUCUCACUCCUUUCCCUCCCAUUUCUCUUCCGAUUUCUUCAAUUCCGAACGCGGAAACCCUUUCGAUCCUCCUCCGACUUUGAUCGCCGCCCGGUGGAUGUCGGGCUCGCGAGCUCCUCCUGCCGCCGCCGCCGCCUCCUCGAACCCGCCGGAGAAGAUCAUGCAGUCCAUGAAACGCCAACUUCCGUUCUCCUCCAUGAAACCGCCGUUCGUGGCUGCCGGAGAUUACCAUCGCUUCGCUCCCGACCACCGCCGAAACCUCGACCAGGAGCCCGAGGCCAUCGUCAUUAAGACUCCCCAACUGAAGCGGAAGAGUGAAACAGCUGAAUUUGAAGCUGAUUCUGGUGAUAGGACGACUCCUGGAUCCACUGAAGCAGCUAAUAGUCCUUUUCAGACACCGGUAUCAGGAAAGAUGGGAAAGGGAGGCAAAUCCUCUAGGCUGACAAAAUGCAACAGACCUGGAACUCAAACCCCAGGCUCAAAUAUUGGUUCUCCUUCAGGCAAUAAUCUCACUCCUGCUGGUCCAUGUCGCUAUGACAGCUCUUUAGGUCUGUUGACAAAGAAGUUCAUCAAUUUGAUCAAACAAGCAGAGGAUGGUAUCCUUGAUCUGAAUAAAGCUGCUGACACAUUAGAGGUGCAAAAGAGGAGGAUAUAUGAUAUAACAAAUGUUCUUGAAGGGAUUGGCCUUAUAGAAAAGAAACUCAAGAACAGGAUUCAAUGGAAGGGACUGGAUGUUUCAAGACCAGGGGAGGCUGAUGAUAGUUUUGCUAGUUUACAGGCAGAAGUUGAAAAUUUAACAAUAGAGGAGCGCCGGUUAGAUGAACAAAUAAGGGAGAUGCAAGAAAGAUUACGGGGUCUUAGUGAAGAUGAAAACAAUGAAAAGUUGCUUUUUGUCACUGAGGAAGAUAUAAAGAACUUGCCCUGCUUCCAGAAUGAAACAUUGAUAGCAAUUAAAGCUCCACAUGGCACCACUUUGGAGGUCCCUGAUCCAGAUGAGGCUGUUGAUUAUCCGCAGAGGAGAUACAGGAUUGUCCUCAGAAGCACAAUGGGCCCAAUAGAUGUUUACCUUGUUAGUCAAUUUGAAGAAAAGUUUGAAGAGAUUAAUGGGGUUGAUGUUGCACCCAAAUUUCCAUCGAGUCCAGAACUUAACAAGCAUCAAUCAACAGUGGUCCCAGAGGAUAGAGGGAAGGACAUAGAAGUGCAGGGACAAGAAGAUGGUCAUGGGUCUAGUUCAGAUUUUACUACCUCUCAGGAUUUUGUGAGUGGGAUCAUGAAGAUUGUUCCUUCAGAUGUCGCUAGUGAAGCUGAUUACUGGCUUUUAUCAGAUGCUGAUGUUAGCAUAACUGACAUGUGGAGAACAGAACCUGGAGUUGAAUGGAAUGACCUGGAUACACUACAAGAAGAUUAUUGCAUGACUCGUGAGCACACUACGUCCCCAAGUCAUCCGACCCCAAGUCAACCUUCAAACGUUGGUGAAUUGUCUUCUGCAUCUAACCCUACUGGAGGUUGAAGCUUCCAAAUGAUAUUUGUGAAUAUAAUAGGGAAAAGUGGUGUUCCUUUUCCCGUCGAGAACCUAUGACAUCCAGCCAUCAGCCAUGUCCCUCUUGUAUUCUCUUCAACAUAGUCCUAGAGGUUGGAUUGAAGGUUCCAUGAAGAUGCUUUCUCAUGUUUCUCCAAGAAGCUCGUCCGAGGAACCGAGUGGCCAAUCAACUGCUCAUUGUACAGUAAAUAUUACAUAAUCCAAGUGACCUUGUAGUUCAAGAAAAAAAAAAUCUAGCGGCUUUCUGAACCCAUCUUUGUAUAUUAUUGUAAGUCAUGGCUUUGUAGUGUACUUAGCUCGAUGCUCGAUGUCUUAUAUUUUGGCAAGCAAUAAAAACACUUGGAAUGCAAAUUGAAAGAGUUAUG